UUCCGUCAUGACGUAUUUCCGGCUCUGCUUGGACAGCAAUAGGGAAUAGGUAGCAAUCCGUGUGCUCGUCUUUGUGUGAUCUUAUAAAAAUGUCGGUGAAGUUGAACGCUCUGUAUAGCGACUCCUAUGUUGACGUAAGCCAAUAUAGAGACCAACAUUUCAAGGGUAACAGAACGGAACAAGAGAAGCUACUCCGCGGGAGUAACACGCUGUACGUAGGGAACCUGUCUUUUUAUACUACAGAGGAACAGGUUCACGAACUCUUUGCCAAAAGUGGCGACGUCAAGAGAAUCAUUAUUGGACUUGACAAGGUGAAGAAAACCGCCUGCGGCUUUUGUUUUGUGGAGUACUACACUCGUGUAGACGCGGAAAACGCUAUGAGGUUCAUCAACGGCACGCGUCUGGACGACCGCAUCAUCCGCACUGACUGGGAUGCGGGGUUCAAGGAGGGCCGUCAGUAUGGCCGAGGGAAGUCUGGUGGUCAGGUCAGAGAUGAAUACAGACAAGACUAUGACCCAGCCCGGGGGGGCUAUGGAAAAGUGAUUCAUAAGUGACAAGCUGUGUUUCCCGCUGUGGCUAUAGGAAGCUAACACACCUGCAAAGGGCUCCAGAGGGCCGGCACACAUUUUAAUACGGAAAUUUGGAAGUUCCUAGGCAAGGUGUGGGAAUGGGUGGACACAGACAGCAAGCGGGGGGGGGGGGGUUUAUUAAAUGAUUCUUAAAUUAGGUUUUGACAUCUUGACUAGUCCAGAGGCACAGUACUGUUCUGAAGAGCCUCUAAAGCCAAAGACCAUCCUGGGCAGCUACACACAUCUCCUGUAGGGACUGGGUUAGGGUUAGGGGGGUAGACCUGGCUGUGAGGAGAUGGCUCUCUAGUGAUAGGGUGACCCUUAAUCCAGACCUGUCUGCAUGUGAAGGGCUCUUCAGGAUGUGACUUUUUCUACAGUAGGAAGCAGACAUCAGCAAAGUACAGCCCUGAUUGCUAUGUUUUUUUUCUGUACAUAAAUACUUUUUUUUUUAUAUAUAAAUAAAAACAUUGUUUUAAUGUUGA
This is a messenger RNA of Clupea harengus (Atlantic herring), 1051 nucleotides long. RefSeq names its product nuclear cap binding protein subunit 2 (gene ncbp2). Lineage: Eukaryota; Metazoa; Chordata; Actinopteri; Clupeiformes; Clupeidae. Gene Ontology annotation, molecular function: RNA cap binding. Gene Ontology annotation, cellular component: nuclear cap binding complex. The record is from RefSeq and is a predicted model, not a curated record. Gene Ontology annotation, biological process: mRNA cis splicing, via spliceosome.